Messenger RNA from Terrapene triunguis (Three-toed box turtle), 2190 nucleotides. RefSeq names its product cleavage and polyadenylation specific factor 3 (gene CPSF3). The record is from RefSeq and is a predicted model, not a curated record. Gene Ontology annotation, molecular function: RNA binding; RNA endonuclease activity; 5'-3' exonuclease activity. Gene Ontology annotation, biological process: mRNA 3'-end processing by stem-loop binding and cleavage. Gene Ontology annotation, cellular component: mRNA cleavage and polyadenylation specificity factor complex. Bases 14 to 2089 code for a protein of 691 amino acids. Lineage: Eukaryota; Metazoa; Chordata; Testudines; Emydidae. The transcript has 18 exons.
CUCCUUUUCCGGGAUGUCGGCGAAGAGAAAAGCCGAGGCCAUGAUCCCGGCCGAGGAGAGCGACCAGCUGUUGAUCCGGCCCCUAGGUGCUGGGCAAGAAGUAGGAAGAUCAUGCAUUAUUCUGGAGUUUAAAGGAAGAAAAAUAAUGCUUGAUUGUGGAAUUCACCCUGGCCUAGAAGGAAUGGAUGCCCUACCUUACAUUGACUUGAUAGAUCCUGCUGAGAUUGAUCUCCUCUUAAUCAGUCAUUUCCAUUUGGAUCACUGUGGGGCUUUACCAUGGUUUCUGCAGAAGACCAGUUUCAAAGGAAGAACAUUUAUGACUCAUGCUACAAAAGCUAUUUACAGGUGGCUCCUUUCAGAUUACGUCAAGGUUAGCAAUAUUUCAGCAGAUGACAUGCUGUACACGGAGACAGAUCUGGAAGAAAGCAUGGACAAAAUUGAAACCAUCAACUUUCAUGAAGUAAAAGAGGUGGCAGGAAUCAAGUUCUGGUGUUACCACGCGGGCCACGUCCUGGGAGCAGCCAUGUUUAUGAUUGAAAUAGCUGGUGUGAAGCUUUUAUAUACAGGUGAUUUCUCAAGACAGGAAGACAGACACCUGAUGGCAGCUGAGAUUCCUAAUAUUAAACCUGAUAUUCUUAUCAUUGAAUCCACCUAUGGUACCCAUAUUCAUGAAAAAAGGGAAGAGCGAGAAGCAAGAUUCUGUAACACUGUUCAUGAUAUUGUAAACAGAGGAGGUAGAGGUCUUAUUCCCGUCUUUGCCUUGGGUCGCGCUCAAGAGCUGCUUUUGAUCUUAGAUGAAUACUGGCAGAAUCACCCUGAACUCCAUGACAUCCCAAUAUACUAUGCCUCCUCUUUGGCAAAGAAAUGCAUGGCAGUGUAUCAGACAUAUGUAAAUGCUAUGAAUGACAAGAUCCGCAAGCAAAUCAACAUCAACAAUCCAUUUGUUUUCAAACACAUUAGUAAUCUGAAGAGUAUGGAUCACUUUGAUGACAUUGGCCCCAGUGUCGUUAUGGCUUCCCCAGGUAUGAUGCAGAGUGGCUUAUCCAGAGAAUUGUUUGAGAGCUGGUGUACUGAUAAGAGAAAUGGAGUAAUAAUAGCAGGGUACUGUGUUGAAGGAACACUUGCCAAGCACAUAAUGUCUGAACCUGAAGAGAUCACAACUAUGUCAGGGCAGAAGCUCCCACUGAAGAUGUCUGUAGACUACAUUUCUUUCUCUGCUCACACGGAUUACCAACAAACCAGCGAGUUUAUCAGGGCACUGAAACCUCCGCAUGUGAUUUUAGUGCAUGGUGAGCAGAAUGAAAUGGCCAGAUUGAAAGCAGCAUUGAUACGAGAAUAUGAGGAUAACGAUGAAGUUCACAUAGAAGUUCACAAUCCUAGGAAUACUGAGGCUGUGACAUUAAACUUCAGAGGAGAAAAACUUGCCAAGGUGAUGGGGUUUUUAGCAGAUAAAAAGCCAGAGCAAGGACAGCGUGUUUCAGGGAUCCUGGUUAAAAGAAACUUUAACUAUCACAUCCUUUCUCCAUGUGACCUCUCAAAUUACACUGAUUUGGCUAUGAGCACUGUAACACAGACACAAGCCAUUCCGUAUUCUGGCCCUUUCAAUCUGCUUUAUUACCAGCUACAGAAACUGACAGGUGAUGUAGAGGAAAUUGAAAUCCAGCAAAAGCCAGCCUUGAAAGUUUUCAGAAAUAUUACUGUGAUCCAGGAACCUGGCAUGGUGGUAUUAGAGUGGGUGGCAAAUCCUGCAAAUGAUAUGUAUGCAGACACUGUAACAACAGUGAUCCUGGAAGUUCAGUCAAAUCCCAAAAUACAGAAAGCUGCAGUGCAUAAGAUUUCCAAAAAAGUAGAUAUGGAUGUAUUUAGCAAAAGGAUGGAGAUCAUGCUUCAGGACAUGUUUGGAGAGGACUGUGUUAGUGCAAAAGAUGGCUCUGUUCUAAGUGUCACAGUGGAUGGAAAGACUGCAAAUAUUUCAUUGGACACACGGACUGCUGAAUGUGAGCCAGGAAAUGAAGAUGAUGAAUCCCUUCGGGAAAUGGUGGAGUUGGCUGCACAGAGACUCUAUGAUGCCCUCAGCCCAGUCCGUUGACCUGACUGACCAGUAUAUAUAUAGGAAACACAAGAACAAUCUUUUAAAUACUUGAUUCAUUUUCACCAUUUUCAUAAAAAAAUAAAUAAAACUUGCCUUUA